Molecule: messenger RNA, 1722 nt
Organism: Penicillium griseofulvum
Lineage: Eukaryota; Fungi; Ascomycota; Eurotiomycetes; Eurotiales; Aspergillaceae
Product: amino acid permease
Exons: 3
Coding region: 1-1722 (573 amino acids)
Biological process (GO): transmembrane transport
Cellular component (GO): membrane
Molecular function (GO): transmembrane transporter activity
Source: RefSeq, a predicted model, not a curated record
AUGGGCACAACCAUGGAUACCAAAAAUGCCAUUUCCGACAUCUCCAAAGGACAUCAUGAGGUCAACAAUGUUCAAGUGACUUCUGUGCUUCCUGAUGGAGAUGUGCCAUAUACGGACCAUGAUAUGGAUGUCGAUGAGAGGGUGAUCACGGCGCUGGGUUACAAGCAAGAGUUCAAGCGCGAGUUCUCCCUAUGGACGACUUUCUGCGUCAGCUUUGCUGUUCUGGGAUUGCUACCGUCGUUUGCGAGUACCCUGUAUUAUGGAAUGGGAUAUGCCGGAACAGCAGGCAUGGUCUGGGGCUGGAUCAUUGCGAUGAUAUUCAUCCAGUGCAUUGCAAUGUCAAUGGCAGAGCUAUGUUCAGCAAUGCCGACUAGCGGUGGACUAUACUACGCCGCAGCAGUCCUCGCACCCCCCGGCUACGGGCCCUUCGCCGCCUGGAUCACUGGCUGGUCCAACUGGAUCGGACAGAUAACUGCAGCACCAUCAGUCAACUACUCGCUUAGCGCAAUGAUCCUCGCAGCAGUCUCAAUUCACAAACCAGACUACACCCCGACCUCAUGGCAGACUUUCCUGCUGACGGCCCUUAUAAUGAUUGUGCACGCUGGGAUCAGCAGUAUGCCCACGAAGCGGGUAGCGCAGUUCAACUCAUGGGGCUCAGCAUUUAACUGCAUCGCCCUGAUCGCAGUCCUCAUCAUGAUCCCCGCCAACACAACAAACAGCCCGAAGUUCACCCCCUCCAAACAAGUCUGGGGUGAUAUAACAAACCUAACCGACUUCCCCGACGGUGUCGCUGUGCUCAUGACAUUCGUCGGUGUGAUCUGGACGAUGUCUGGCUACGACUCGCCGUUCCAUUUGAGCGAGGAGUGCUCGAACGCGAGCAUCGCCUCACCGCGCGCAAUCGUGCUCACCUCCGGCGUGGGCGGGCUGAUGGGCUGGUUCCUACAGCUGGUUGUUGCAUACACGGUGCUGGAUAUCGAGGCUGUCAUUGAUUCCGAUCUGGGACAGCCCUGGGCGUCGUAUUUGUUGCAGGUCAUGCCGCAGAAAACGGCUAUAGCUAUCCUGGCUUUGACGAUUGUCUGUGGAUUUUCCAUGGGCCAGGGGUGUAUGGUUGCUGCGUCGCGGGUUACAUAUGCCUAUGCCCGCGAUGACUGCUUUCCCUUCUCGAAUUACUGGAAGCAGGUGAACCCGUCUACCCAGACUCCGGUUAAUGCGGUCGUGCUGAAUACCGUUCUCGGCAUCUUAAUGUGUCUUCUUAUUCUGGCUGGGGAGGUCGUGAUUGGUGCUUUGUUCUCUAUUGGAGCUAUUGCGCAGUUCUUUGCUUUUGCUGUUCCUAUCACUAUUCGGGUGUUCUUUGUCGGUAAUCGGUUCCGCAAGGGCCCCUGGCAUCUGGGUCCCUUUGGCCCGUAUAUCGGUGCCAUUGGUGUUGCCUUUGUGCUCUUGAUGAUCCCGAUAUUGUGUUUACCCAGUGUUACUGGUAAAAACUUAACACCCGAUGGAAUGAAUUGGACUUGCCUUGCUUGGGGCGUACCAAUGGUGGCGGUCACGAUUUGGUGGUUUGUUGAUGCUCAUCGCUGGUUCCGAGGUCCUGUGGUCAAUGUCGAGCAUGCCAUCCAUGCGAUUGAGCAGGAGCCAAUCGUUAGUGAGGGCAUCGAGCCUGAGCUUCGAGAGACUGAGGCAGCUUCUUUGUCGCGCAAGGUGGAUGAUCUAGAUAAACCUACCUAG